Lecanosticta acicola is the source of this 1513-nucleotide messenger RNA. NCBI's taxonomy places the organism in Eukaryota, Fungi, Ascomycota, Dothideomycetes, Mycosphaerellales, Mycosphaerellaceae. The record is from the annotation of a GenBank genome assembly.
AUGGAAGAGAUCGCCCCCGAAUACGAUGUCGUCGUGCUGGGCACCGGCUUGACCGAGUGUAUCCUCUCGGGCGUGGAGUCCGUCAAGGGCAAGAAGGUCCUGCACAUGGACCGCAAUGACCAUUACGGAGGCGAGGCAGCAUCUGUAAACCUGGAGACGAUGUUCAAGAAGUACGGCAACUACCAGCAGGGGACCGAACCGUGGAAGAAGUAUGGCCGUGCCAACGAUUGGAACAUCGAUCUUGUGCCUAAGCUCCUCAUGAGCAAUGGCGAGCUCACCAACAUCCUCGUUUCCACCGACGUCACGCGAUACAUCGAGUUCAAGCAGAUCGCUGGCAGCUAUGUUCAACAGGGGAAUGCCCCAAAGGCGACAGUUGCAAAGGUCCCAAGUGACGCUGGUGAGGCGUUGAAGAGUCCCCUCAUGGGAAUUUUUGAGAAGAGGAGGGCGAAGAAUUUCUUGCAGUGGGUAGGCGGUUUCGACGAGAACAACCCGAGCACACACAACGGUACGUAAUCGCAUGUGGAUACUCCAGACAGUUCUGAUGCGGAGCCAGGCAUGAACCUCGCGCAAACCACCAUGCGGCAAGUCUACGACAAGUACGGCCUCGAGGCAACUACUCGUGACUUCAUCGGUCACAGCAUGGCUCUGUACACGACCGACGACUACAUCGAGAAGAAGGGGGCAGCAAAGGAAUGUGUUGAGCGCAUUCGUCUUUACGUGAACAGCAUGGCACGAUACGGCAAGAGCCCGUAUAUCUACCCACUGUACGGUCUGGGCGAACUACCACAGGGAUUCGCUCGUCUGAGUGCCAUCUACGGCGGAACGUAUAUGCUGAACACCAACAUUGACGAGAUCAAGUACGAGGGUGGCAAGGUUUCUGGAAUCAGAGCAACAAUGAAGGAGCGAGGAGAAGAGGGUGAGGGCAUGAAGUUCGAGACGAAGUGUAAGAAGAUUAUCGCCGACCCUUCGUACUUCCAGGACAAGGUGCGGGUGGUCGGCCACUACUUGAAGGCCAUUUGCAUUCUGAACCACCCAAUCGACAAGACGGACAACGCAGACUCGCUGCAAUUGAUCAUUCCACAGUCGCAGGUUGGCCGUAAGCAUGGUAUGUGCAAACCUCGGGAAUACUUACUGGGAGUACAUACUGACAAGUCUUCUUCAAGAUAUCUACAUCGCAAUGGUCUCUUCAAACCACAAUGUAUGUCCCAAGGGAUACUACAUCGCCAUCGUCUCCACCGUCGCCGAGACUGAUGCAAACCAUCAUCUCGAACUGGCACCUGGUCUUGAGCGCCUUGGCAAGAUCGAGGAGCAGUUCAUGGGCCCGCCAAUUCCGAUCUACGAGCCUAUCGAGGAUGGCACGAAGGACAAUGUUUUCAUCUCCAAGAGCUAUGACGCAUCGAGCCAUUUUGAGACCAUGACCGAGGACGUCAGAGACAUCUACCGCAGAGCGGAAGGGGAAGAGCUCAAGGUUGAGGGUCUGAAGGAGGGGCAGAAUCUUGUUGGAGAAGAGUAA